Dama dama (fallow deer) is the source of this 259-nucleotide messenger RNA. RefSeq names its product small ribosomal subunit protein uS14. The transcript has a single exon. The record is from RefSeq and is a predicted model, not a curated record. Gene Ontology annotation, molecular function: structural constituent of ribosome; zinc ion binding. Bases 47 to 217 code for a protein of 56 amino acids. NCBI's taxonomy places the organism in Eukaryota, Metazoa, Chordata, Mammalia, Artiodactyla, Cervidae. Gene Ontology annotation, cellular component: cytosolic small ribosomal subunit; ribosome. Gene Ontology annotation, biological process: translation.
UAAAAGAUCACUUAGCCUUUUACCUCGUUGCAACCGAGAAAGCAACAUGGGUCACCAGCAGCUCUACUGGAGCCAUCCGAGAAAAUUCGGCCAGGGUUCUCGCUCUUGCCGGGUCUGCUCAAACCGGCACGGUCUGAUCCGGAAAUACGGCCUCAAUAUGUGCCGCCAGUGUUUCCGCCAGUAUGCGAAGGACAUCGGCUUCAUUAAGUUGGACUAACUGAACUUCCUUAGAUGGCUCAUCCAGCACAUCACCCCUAAA